Molecule: messenger RNA, 3266 nt
Organism: Pollicipes pollicipes
Lineage: Eukaryota; Metazoa; Arthropoda; Thecostraca; Pollicipedomorpha; Pollicipedidae
Gene: Pi3K21B
Product: phosphatidylinositol 3-kinase regulatory subunit alpha
Biological process (GO): insulin receptor signaling pathway; regulation of apoptotic process; phosphatidylinositol phosphate biosynthetic process
Cellular component (GO): phosphatidylinositol 3-kinase complex
Molecular function (GO): protein binding; 1-phosphatidylinositol-3-kinase regulator activity
Source: RefSeq, a predicted model, not a curated record
AUGACCGCAAAGGGUCGGGAAGACGCAGAAAGUAGGUCGUUACUGUUUGAGUAGUGUGUGCGUUGAUUGCAAUCGAAUAUUUGCAGUUAAAAGCGGAUUUUACGUGUCUUUGAAAAAACUUGCUUAGACCAGACCGUCUUGUGCUGUGUCUGUCAAAGUAGCCGGCGCUUUCAGCCGGCCCAUCUACACCCACCUGCUGCAAGCCGUGUACGUCGUCACGCCCGCCUUCUGCACCCAUUGUGGCGACUACAUCUGGGGCACGGGACCCGUCGGCCAGCGGUGUGCAGAGUGCGGCGACUGCUUCCACGGCCCGUGCGCGCGCUGCAGCCCGCUACACCCCUGCCAGCGGGCCAAUGGAGAGGCCGCCUCGCCACGGACGUUCGCCGAACAAGUGCCAAUACACAAGUGGACCUCAAGCAAUGUUCUGGAGUGGAUGGCAUCUAUAAAUUUGAUUAAUCCAGUAGAAAUUUUCAAAUCCAUGAAUAUCGACGGCAUGGAGCUCCUCAACCUGGACAAGGAGAAAUUGAUGACGAUGGGCAUCAAGGACCCAUACAUCCAGAGUAUGCUGCUGCUGGGCGUGAAGCGGCUGCAGGCGGGCGACGGCGGCGCGGCCGGCGAGCCGAGGCCCGGCGCCGGCGGCCACUCGGCCAGCGACCACCAGCUGCGGCCGGCCAGCUUCAGCCGGCUGCGCAGCUGCCAGGCGUGCGGCCUCCCCCUGCUCGGCACCGACCACCAGGGCCUCACCUGCAUCGACUGCGGCCUGGUGGUGCACCGGAGAUGCGGCGCGCAGCCGGCCGGCCUGCCCGCCUGCGACGCCGGCGGCGCCGGCCGGCCGCCGCCCUCGCUGUUCGGCGCCGAGCUGUCGCAGCUGUUCCAGCCGGGCCGGCAGCCGGGGCCGCCGCUGCUGCAGCUCUGCCUGGCGCAGCUGGAGCGCCGCUGCCAGCAGGACGUCGCCAUCAACUGCUACGAGCUGUACGAGAGCACCGUCUCGUGGGACGAGCUGCAGCCGCUGCGGGAUGCCGUUGACCUCGACCUGGAGAGCGUCGACCUGAACCGGUUCGAGCUGGCGCACAUCAGCAGUCUGGUGAAGAAGUUUCUGGCCCACCUGCCCAACCCUGUGAUACCUAUUCAGGCUUACGACGAGAUGGCGGCGCUGGCGGAAGGUCACAUGGACUCGGCCGAGGGAUGCGCGGCGGCCGUGGAGGCGCUGGUCACGCAGCUGCAGGACCACCACCAGGCGACGCUGCGGCUGCUGAUGCGGCACAUCUGCCGCCUGUGCCAGCUGCAGCAGGCGCGAGGCUGCCGUUACCCGCCCACCCAGCUGCUGAAGACGCUCAGCUUCGUGCUGAUCCGACCGCCGUUCGAGCAGAUCACGUUCUGGCCGGAACGGACUGCGCUGCACACGCGCCUGCUCGAGCUGCUCGUGAUGAACUACGACUGGGGCGGCCAGCCGUACCCCGAGUGUGUGUCGCCGCCGGCGCUGCCCCCGCGCCAGCCGCAGCCGACGCCGCCGGCGCCGCCGCCUCAGGUGCCGCCGCGCCGCGCCGCGCGCGACCUCGAGCUGGAGCGCGCCGGCUGGUACUGGGGCAGUCGCAGCCGCGAGGAGGUCUCCGAGAAGCUCAACGGCCAGCCGGACGGCACGUUUCUGGUGCGCGACUCGCUGACGGCGGCCGGCGAGUACACGCUCUCGCUGCGUAAGGGCGGCAACAACCGGCUGAUCCGUAUCUACUGCCGCAACGGCAAGUACGGCUUCUCGGAGCCGUGCAACUUUGACUCGGUGGUGCAGCUGAUCGACCACUACCGCAACGAGAGCCUGCGCAAGCACAACGUGCAGCUGGACGUGCGGCUGGAGGUGCCGCUGGUGGAGUCGCGUCAGUACGACGACAAGUAUUCGACGGCCGACCUGCUCAGUCGACUGCGCGAGACGCAGAUCAAGUACGAGGACAAGGCUGUGGAGCUUGAGUCGCUCGACAAGCACCGCUGCAUCUUGGCCGACCGCAUCACCGUGCAGAAGAAGGCCAAGGAGGCGUACGAGGAGGUGCUGCGCAUGCUGGAGGAGGAGAAGCAGCUGCACAUCAAUAACCGGGACAAGGCGCAGCUGCACGAGCACAGCCAGCUGCUCGACAACUGGCGCCUGCUGGAGAGCCGGGUGAACCAGGUGGAGCAGUGUCAGCUGCAGGUGGAGGACGAGAUCCGCCGGCAGACGUCCUACUUCAAGACGAUCGAGAACGACCAGAGCAUGCGUCACCAGGAGGAGCGUCGUCUGCUGCAGCAGAAGCGCGACCUGGAGCGCGAGCUGCUGCGGCGGGAGGUGCGCCGCGAGCGGCUGGACCGGCUGCUGGCCGGCCGCGAGGACGGGCCCGACCGUAAGCCGCUGGCCGAGCAGGAGGAGUACUGGCUGCUGGAGGGCUGUGACCGGCUGCGCGCCGAGGCGCUGCUGCUCAAGAAGCCGGACGGCACGUUCCUGAUCCGGCGGCGCACCGACAAGCCGGACGUGUACGUGCUCUCGAUCGUGGCGCUGGGCAACGUGCAGCACUGCUGCGUGGACCGCUCGGAGCGGGGCUUCGGCUUCUCGCAGCCGUACGCCAUCUACCCGACGCUGCGCUCGCUUGUGGACCACUACGCGGAGAACGAUCUGGGCGAGUUCAACGAGAAGCUGCCCACGCGGCUCUUGUACCCGGUGCUGGGCUCGCAGCCCGACUGAGCGCCGGCCGCCGCCGGCCGCCCCUAUCUGUGAUUGUCCGGACCACGGCUCCGGUCUUCUAGUCACGCUCGGCGCUGUCGCGCCCCGGGCGAGUACAAAGCCGGGCCGCGCUUCGUCGGCGGCGGCGGCGGCCGGCCCACCGGACCCGUUUGGUGUUUGUCGUCGUCCGACGCCGCGGCGGGGCCGGACCGCCAUCGGGCCGUGACGGCGGGGUUUCAGGCUGUUGAUGUACUUGUGAUACGCGCGGCCGGGGCUGGACGGGCGCGGCCGCCCCGGGAGCGGGCGCCGCGCCGCCGCCGUUGCCGCCGCCGGUUUUAAUUUAUCAUGGAGGUUGGCUCGGCUGUUUUGUAAGAUUGUUGUCGGCACAGUCGGCGCGCACCCGACGCGCGGUGCCGUCUUAAUUCCAGUUAUUUAUGUCGAAUGUGUGCGUGUCUGUAGACGCGAGGGCGGCCGUACCCGACGAAACUUUGGAAUGCAUCCGGUAAUCAUGUUGAAGAGUCGUUGUUUUGUCGCGCCCUUUGUACAGUCUAUUGAGAGAGGAAUACAGGUGAAAACUUCUCUA